AGGUUCCACGAGAUUAUGACCCAUGAACACGGCAAAGAUUUGGCGUCACGAGUCCUAGACGUUUGCAACAUACAUGACAAGAACAUGUUUUGCCGAAUCACGUAUCAUCUCAUCUUUUACAUAGCGCAUAACGAGAACGGUUGCAGCAUAAUCAAGAAAGCCAUAACAACAGCUGAUGAUCUCUUCAAAUCUGAUUUCCUCGACCUAAUCGCACAGCACGCUAACUUGCUAAGCACGCACGAUUUAGGAAUCUCCUUAUUCCAACAUGUGGUUGACCUCGACUUUACAAAGAAAACCACAGAAGAAGACACGCGCUUGCACGAGCUAAUGGCUGAGUUUGAUAAGAUUCUCCCGAUCACAUCUGAUACAGCAGAGCUUCAUAAGCUUGCCUUGAAGCUUACGUCAGACUCUGAUCUUUUUCUCGAGUUAGUCAAAACCAAACGAGGCUCGCUCAUGGCUCAGAUAAUCAUAGGAAAAUCCAAGGAAAUCGAUACAGUUUUUUGGGAGGCAAUCAAGCAAAACUACACCAAUGUUGCAACCAGUUUUUACGGUCAUCACAUCUUCCGACGAGCCAUAAACGUUGUCGAGGAAACAAGAAAGUUGAAACUGGUUGCGCAAAUCCUACGCCUAGAUGGAUACAACGCUCUCUACCUAACAAAGGAGCCCCAUAUCGGAAACUUGGUGGUAGAAUACACGAUUAAUCGCCACGACUCGGUCGUUACUGAAUUAGUCGCGAGUGGGCUUCAAGGUCACUACAUUGAGCUUUCUUUUCUGAAACAUGGAAGCAACAUUGUGGCCAUGCUUCUCGGUGAAGAUGAAGAGUUGCCUCUGCUUCUUAUCGUGACGGAGAUUGUCGAGUGUGAUGAGGAUACGUUGGUGAGAUUGGCUAAUGAUGAAUACGGGAAUGGUGUCUUGGCAAAGACUCUGCAAGUUGCCAAAAAGCUUAGGGAUGAUUUGUUUGGUGAUCUAGUUGGCAAGCUCAGGCCUUUUCUUGAUACCUUGCGUGGGUCUCGCGGAGAAAACAUUGCACAAGCCAUAAACGUUCUCGAGGAAAGAGGAAAGUCGAGAUUGUUUGAGAUAACCAAACGCCUCAAUGGAUACAACGCUCUCUACCUAGCAAAGGAACCCAACCUGGGGCUACAAGACGCGAUUGAUCUCCACGAACCGGACUUUACUAAAUUAAUCGCGUGUGGGCUUCGAGGCCACUUCAUUGAGCUUUCGUUUCUGAAACAUGGAAGCAACAUUGUGGAGAAGCCUCUCGGUGAAGAUGAAUAUUUGCCUCUGCUUCUUAUCAUCAUGGAGAUUGACAUCAAGUGUGAUGAAGAUAGGUUGGUGAGAUUGGCUAAGGAUGAAUACGGGAAUGGUGUCUUGAAAAAGACUCUACAAGUUGCCAAAAAUGUUAGUGAUGAUUUGUUUGGUUAUCUAGUUGGCAAGCUCAGGCCUUUACUUGAUACCUUGCGUGGGUCUCGCGGAGAAAACAUUGCAGCUAUCAUCAACGAGUUACAGUGA
Messenger RNA from Eutrema salsugineum, 1509 nucleotides. RefSeq names its product putative pumilio homolog 22. NCBI's taxonomy places the organism in Eukaryota, Viridiplantae, Streptophyta, Magnoliopsida, Brassicales, Brassicaceae. The coding region runs from base 16 to 1509 and encodes 497 amino acids. The transcript has a single exon. The record is from RefSeq and is a predicted model, not a curated record. Gene Ontology annotation, biological process: post-transcriptional regulation of gene expression. Gene Ontology annotation, molecular function: mRNA binding. Gene Ontology annotation, cellular component: cytoplasm.